UAAUCCAUGCGCUCUUCCAUCGAUAUGAGAAGGCUCUUAAUCAACCUGAAGUCAGCCUCAUUAUCGUAGAACAUGACACAGUACAAUUCCUUCUUGCCGCUGCAAGGUUCCAACACAAUAUCGAUCCCAUCGAUGAUAUCGGUGGUGAUGACCAGAGGAUCAUUUUUUCUACUGAUGUGGCCAAACAACUUCUCCAAAUUCAUCUUUUCUCUCUUUGUAUCAUCGCACACGAUGUUCACCGUGAUUAUCUUGUUCGAACGCAACUUGUCACCAAAGAGAUGGAAAAUAUGGAUUUUGAAACAAUUAUCAAACAAUUGCUCUUGCAAAACCCAUGUACCAAGUAUGUACCCAAGAGUGGGAAAAAGUACAACUCUCGAUUGAACGAGUUCUUUGUAUUUCGAACUCAUAUACACGGUUUGGUGAAGACUCAUAUGAUACGAAUCAAGGCAACGAACCUCUCCAAGAUCGUGGGCAAGAUUUGGCAAGAGAUGACAUAUGAAGAGAAACACCCAUAUCGUUUGAUCAAACAGAAGGCAUUAGAAAGAUACCAACAGGAUCGAAAGAUCACUGAGAAAGAUUUCAGACACGAAUAUGUACCAAACAUUAGAGAAUCGCCUAGAGAGAUUGAAUCUGAGAAGGAUAUCGUGCAAGGGGAGAUUGAACCAACCACCAACCAAAUUUAUUACUACCAGAAUCCAUAUGUUAACCAGAUUUGCAUGACAAACGACCAU
This is a messenger RNA of Dentiscutata erythropus, 731 nucleotides long. NCBI's taxonomy places the organism in Eukaryota, Fungi, Glomeromycota, Glomeromycetes, Diversisporales, Gigasporaceae. The record is from the annotation of a GenBank genome assembly.